Molecule: messenger RNA, 480 nt
Organism: Penicillium roqueforti
Lineage: Eukaryota; Fungi; Ascomycota; Eurotiomycetes; Eurotiales; Aspergillaceae
Exons: 1
Coding region: 1-480 (159 amino acids)
Source: RefSeq, a predicted model, not a curated record
AUGUGGAAAACCAUUAUCUCAGCCGGCCAGCAAGCCACCCGGAGCCAGGUCCCCAAACCUACUAUUCAAUCCCUCGCCACCCCGACAGCAACAAGAACGCCCUUUAGCACAACCCCGAUUUCCCAGAUCGAAAAGGGUCAGGGCCCGCUCGACCGAGAAACCUUGAACCCGGAGCGCUCAGAGACUGCCAAAUCUGGUACGGACGGCGAAGUGGCCAAACAUCCUUCUUCAUUCGACCCGACGAACACAGCACCGGAGAGCGAACUCGCGGCCAAUGAAAAGGAAAGCAGGCAAGAAGGCAAGAAGAGUCCGCUGGAUAUGAGCCCAGCCAAUAGGGAUGCCAGCGCUUGGAGGACCAAGGAGGAGGACGGACCUGUUCGGAAUCAGGAUCGUGGGGUUUCCAGCUCCCGCGGGACGCCAAAUAAGGCUCGUAGUAUUCAUGUGAAGGAGGAUGGGACUCAUGUUUCAUACCGAGAUUGA